Molecule: messenger RNA, 1169 nt
Organism: Gracilinanus agilis (Agile Gracile Mouse Opossum)
Lineage: Eukaryota; Metazoa; Chordata; Mammalia; Didelphimorphia; Didelphidae
Gene: ZNF22
Product: zinc finger protein 22
Exons: 3
Coding region: 242-919 (225 amino acids)
Biological process (GO): regulation of transcription by RNA polymerase II
Molecular function (GO): DNA-binding transcription factor activity, RNA polymerase II-specific; RNA polymerase II cis-regulatory region sequence-specific DNA binding
Source: RefSeq, a predicted model, not a curated record
GAGCUGCUCGCGGAGUGAGGCCGCUGGCUGCCGUGGUGUUUGGACUGACCCAGGAUAGUUCUCAGUUCAUAGUGUAGACCUUGUAUGAAGGUUAUGCUACACAACAGGAAGAGGACCAAUCAUUUUGUUACACACAAAAAAAUUAUGGGAUUUAUUCUCCUACAAAAAAAGUGAAACAACAUUGGAUGAAAGAGGAAAACAAUAGAAAGUAGUCAGCAAGACUAUUUUUAAACUAUUCAGGAUGCAGUUAGGAAGAGCCAAAGGAAGUAUUUCCCGAAGCACAAGCCAAGGAAAAACCUAUGAGAAUCAGUGUAAGACAGCACGGCAGCGGAAGAGAUGGGGAAUGGCUUCCCGAUAUGACACAGAUUUUAGUAGAUUUAGAAACAGCCUAGAGGAGAAACCCUAUAAAUGUACUCUGUGUGAUAAAGGUUUCAGUCAGAGUUCGACUCUUUUCCAACAUGCAAAAAUCCACACUGGAGAGAAAUCCCAUAUCUGUGCUGAUUGUGGGAAAAGCUUCUUUCAGAGCUCAAACCUCAUUCAGCACCGACGAGUCCAUACUGGAGAAAAGCCCUAUAAAUGUACUGAGUGUGGAGAAAGAUUUAAACAGAGCUCAAAUCUCAUUCAACAUCAGAGAAUUCACACUGGAGAGAAGCCCUAUCAGUGUGAUGAAUGUGGCCGGUGUUUCAGUCAGAGUUCCCAUCUGAUCCAACAUCAGAGAACCCACACAGGAGAGAAGCCCUAUCAGUGUAUUGAAUGUGGCAGGUGCUUUAGCCAGAGUUCUCACCUUAGUCAACAUAUGAAACUGCACAGAGAAGAGAAACCUCAUAAAAGCCGGGGCAAAAAUACCAGGAGGAAAACUCGUUUGGUAUCAAGUUGGAGAAUCCAUACAGGAAGGAAGUCGGUGUCUUUACUGUGUUAAACCAGAGACACCACUCAGGUCUGCUUUAAUAAAAAUGAAAAAAACCCCAUAACUUUGUCUGUGUCCCCCCCUCCCCCCCCCCCCCCCUUUUCCUGAAUCUCUCUCCCUUUAACUUCUACCCCUCCGAACAGAAAGUGAUUUAAAUUUGCAUUGGGAUUUAUUGUGAGUUUAUUGAUCUUUUAGGGUGAAAGACUAUGAUUCCUAAUAUCAUCCUCUGGUUUGGAGGGUUUUUACCUGCAUAUUUUCCUGU